AUGAAGACCAAGGUUGGUUUUACCUGCGUUGUUCUAACAGUGUUAUUGUGCUUCUUCUCCAAAAACCUCGGCACGUGCCAGGAAACAGACUGGUCAAGCACGAUCAUUCAUACUCCAUUAGGAUCCCUGGCCGGUGUAAACCAUCACGAUCCUGACGGCAACUUGAGAUUGACAACGAAAAAGGGGAUUCCGUUCGCCAAGCCGCCUGUAGGACCUUUGCGACUCUCCAAACCGAAGCCCAAAGAACCAUGGCAAGGUGUGCUGAAUGCGACGGACUAUGGGUUAGUUUGUCCUCAGCCACCAGAUUAUUCAAUGGAUGGGGUGGUAUUAAACCAAACCCAAAGUGAGGACUGUUUGACUCUGAAUAUCUUUGUUCCCGCAAUGAAUGUGUCCACUGAGGCCCUACUACCAGUCAUGGUUUGGAUUCACGGUGGGGGUUUCGCGUAUGAGGACGCGUCAGUUUACGACCUUUCCACCAUCGCCGUCCACGGACAUGUCAUCGUUGUGAAUCUCAACUAUCGUCUAGGGGUGCUGGGAUUUCUCAGCACCGGUGAUGACUCUGCUCAGGGAAACUACGGAGUCUGGGACCAGCGACUGGCCAUUCAGUGGGUCAAGGAAAAUAUCGUUUAUUUUCACGGCGAUGCAGAUAUGAUAACAAUCUUUGGCGAGUCUGCGGGUGGCAUCAGUGUCGGCAUGCACGCGAUAUCUCCGGUUAACGACAGGUCUCUGUUUCAAAGAGUCAUCUUGCAAAGUGGUACAGCCAGUACGUUUUUCAUGAACUCCCCGCAGGAAGCUGCAACGCGGACCAGACAACUGGGCCGUCUCUUGCAGUGUGAAACGGUAGACGAUUCCAGGGAACUAAUGGACUGUUUACGCAAUACAUCGGUGGACGACCUCUUAACAGCUGCAGCUAAACUGAAGCUCGAGGUUGUUCAGUUAUCCCCCUGCUAUCCAACUCUUGACGAGCUUGAAGAGAACCCAUACCCGACCGACUUGGUAGAUGGUGUGCCCCAUGGUGGAGAACUCGAGUUCCUAUUCGGUGAUUAUAUGAAGACUAAUCCGGGGAGUCUUUCAGCUCAGUGA
Messenger RNA from Acanthaster planci (crown-of-thorns starfish), 1083 nucleotides. Its product is annotated as putative inactive carboxylesterase 4. The record is from RefSeq and is a predicted model, not a curated record. Lineage: Eukaryota; Metazoa; Echinodermata; Asteroidea; Valvatida; Acanthasteridae.